Messenger RNA from Aphanomyces astaci, 1968 nucleotides. RefSeq lists its product as hypothetical. NCBI's taxonomy places the organism in Eukaryota, Oomycota, Saprolegniomycetes, Saprolegniales, Verrucalvaceae. Gene Ontology annotation, molecular function: aspartic endopeptidase activity, intramembrane cleaving. Gene Ontology annotation, cellular component: nucleus; membrane. Gene Ontology annotation, biological process: protein processing. The record is from RefSeq and is a predicted model, not a curated record. The transcript is spliced from 6 exons. Bases 28 to 1668 code for a protein of 546 amino acids.
GGGCAUUGCAAUUGUUCGACGGUGCCCAUGCGUGUGAACGAGGACGCGGGUGCCGCCGCCACCGACGAAGAGCGGGACGGACUCAUUCGAAGUGCCGCCUUAUCAAGUAAAAGUACUGGCGGUGCUCCAUCUAAUGCGCCAAAGUACGAAGAGGUCAAGACGCCCAAUGAAGGUGUCGUGAACACAGCGGCAGCAUCCACACAAGGUGCACCAACUACAACAUCCACGCCGCCCGCCUCGAUGGAGGAACAGCAAGCACGUGAAGAGACUGCUGAAGACUUGAUGCACGGUAUCAACUCUUUCUGGGCGGUCGUCGCGCCCGUGUGUGUGACCAUGGUCAUCGCAAGCAUUGCCGUCGUAAACUGCCGCAGUCGCGCCCUCGAGCGUUCCAUGGGGUCGUACCUUGUAUACAACGAAGUCAAAGGAGCGGAAGCAGGUGAAGUCGUCGGGCACUCCCUUGUCAACGCCCUCGUCGUGAUUGGAUUUGUGACCGGCCUGACGUUUUUCAUGGCGCUUCUGUACAAAUUCAACUGCAUGCGGAUCUUGGUCGGGUACAUCAUGUUCUCGUCGUCUGCGAUCCUCGGGUUCGUCGGCGGCCAGCUCGUCGACACCGUCAACGACACGUACCUCCAGUGGCCCAUCGACUGGGUGUCGUUUUUAUUUAUCAUGGUCAACUUUUCGUUUGUGGGCGUCGUGGCGAUAUUUUAUCAAAAGGGGAUUCCAAAAUCGGCCCAAAAUACCUACUUGGUGUUUGUGUCAGUCAUCUUGGCAUGGCAGUUCUCCAUGUGGCCCGAGUGGACGACGUGGAUAUUCUGCAUCAUGUUUGCAUGUUACGAUCUGUGCGCUGUCUUGACCCCUUGCGGGCCCCUCAAAGUGCUGAUCAACCUCAUUCAAGAAAAGCAAGCGCCAAUGCCUGGGUUGCUCUACGAAGCCGAAGUUCGCGACGGUGUGGGCAACCCGGCGGCGGUGGCGGCGGUGCAGACCCCCGCGGCGCCAGCAGCUCCUCGUCCAACUACCACCACGACAUCGUCAUCUUCAUCGGCGUCGCGACUGCCGCCACGAGAACCACGGACCGCCGCCUCGUCGGCAUUGGUACCGCCGUCGCUUCAAGGACACGAUUUGACGGACCCGUUCCCAGUGCACGAGUGCGACACCGAAGACGACUUCAAAGCGCUCUUGUUUGCGUUCUACGCGCGGUAUUCGCCGGACGACACGUGGAAAGUGGACCAGGUGGCCGCGCGGUUCUUCCCCAACCAGUCGCGCAUGUGGCCAUCCUUGUUCCACAAGUACAUGGUGUGCUCGUGCGGGACGGAAAGCGUUCCCUGCUCGGUGCAGUCGGCCAUCGAUGUCCGAAACGAACAGCGCCGCGAACGCGCCGCGGAAGACGACGAAGACAAAACGAUCAAGCUCGGCCUGGGCGAUUUCAUCUUUUACAGUGUCUUGGUCGGUCGCGCGGCGAUCUACGACUUUAGCACGUGUGUCAUUUGCUUUCUCUGCAUCUUGAUGGUAAGUUCGAUAAUGGUUCGAGGCUCGGUGAUUGACGGGGUGGUGUGUAGGGACUGGGGGGUACGUUGUUCUUGCUGUCGGUGCUGCACAAGGCUCUGCCGGCGCUCCCGAUCUCGAUCUUCAUGGCCACGGCGUUCUACUUUUGGGCGCGGUAUACGCUGACGGACUUCUUCAACUUUGUCACGGUCCUGCCGUCGGCCUUGUAAUAAGAUCACAUUGUCAUGUUGAUGAAUCGCCUGUGCCACUCCCUGUCGUGUGCGCACGUUGGUGGAAGGCGAUAGGUAGCUGGAAUGAUACUAUUAUGUAUGUAGUAAUAGAAACGGGAGUGAGACUGUACGGACGUCACGAGACACAUUGAAAGGCGGCGUCAUAACAAGCCCUGGACACAUGCCUGGAGCGCAUCAAGUCGACGGACGCGGCACAAUUGCAUGGAUGUCGAUGGGAAGUUUGAAAGUGCGCCGC